Messenger RNA from Kwoniella shivajii, 2325 nucleotides. RefSeq lists its product as uncharacterized. Lineage: Eukaryota; Fungi; Basidiomycota; Tremellomycetes; Tremellales; Cryptococcaceae. Gene Ontology annotation, cellular component: plasma membrane. Gene Ontology annotation, biological process: transmembrane transport. The coding region runs from base 1 to 2325 and encodes 774 amino acids. The record is from RefSeq and is a predicted model, not a curated record. Gene Ontology annotation, molecular function: transmembrane transporter activity. The transcript is spliced from 7 exons.
AUGAAAUCUCCUCAUUCUGAAACUAAACCUACACCUACACCGAUACCGACAUCUGCAUCCACGCGUAAAACGACACGUCGAUCAUCGAUACUACGUUCAACUUCAACGAGGAAUGAAACCGAUACACCGACACAAACACAUGCUCAGAAUCAGACUCAAGCCCCCUUAACAAGAGUAUCUACGUCCGGAAGUGUACAUACUCGAAACGCUUUAAGGAGAAUGGCAACCCAUGAAACAGGUGAUUUCCUUCCUGAAGAUAAUAUAAAUAACGAUGAAGACGGACUGGAUACACAUGACGAACAUGAACAUGAACAUGAAAAUGAUGGAUCACCUUCAAAUUCAAGACGAAAUAGUGAUAAUUCGCCUAUAUCCAAUCGAGCUCAAGAAAACCCCGGAGAUGCAGAUCAAGUGGAUGAAGAAAAGAAAAUCGAAGGUAACAAAUCAAGAAAUGGUAAAAAGAAAGAAGUGGAAUUACAAGAUCAAACAAAUCUACUACCUGUUAAACAAGUCAUAGCUGUAUUUGCUGGUUUGACAUGUGCACUAUUUUGCUCAUUAUUGGAUCAAACUAUCGUUACAACAGCUUUGCCCACGCUGGGGAAAGUAUUUAAUCGAGCAGAUAUAAGCUCAUGGGUCGGUACGGCUUAUCUCUUGACGUCAACUACGGCACAGCCUAUUUAUGGCCGAGUCUCAGAUAUCUUUGGACGGAAAUUUACCUUACUCGCGUGUCUAUUGGUUUUCCUUUUGGGUUCUUUGGCCUGUGCUUUAGCUCAAUCGAUGGUCCAACUCAUCAUCUUCCGUGCGAUUCAAGGUAUCGGAGGUGGUGGUAUCUUAACAUUGUCAAUGAUUAUCAUAUCCGACGUGGUCUCGAUCAAAGAGCGAGGUAAAUAUCAAGGUAUAACCGGUGUCGUGGUUGCUCUUGCCAAUUCAUGUGGACCAAUCAUCGGAGGUCUAUUUACCGAAAGAGUCUCUUGGAGAUGGUGUUUCUAUAUCAACCUUCCUCUCACUUCUUUGGCUAUUGUCAUCAUCAUUUUCCUAUUACCACUUAAAAGGGUGAAAGGAUCGAUGUGGGGCAAAAUCAAGAAACUCGAUUUCUAUGGAUCAUUUCUUACCCUUGGAUGGGCAUCACUGAUACUUAUCGCGAUAUCAUGGGGAGGUUCACAAUACUCUUGGUCUUCCGCCGCUGUUCUAGCUCCCCUUCUGAUUGGAAUAGCAUUACUCGUUGCUUUCAUCAUCGUCGAAUGGAAAGUCGUCAGUCUACCUUUAGUCCCCAUGAGACUAUUCAAGAAUGGUUCGGUGGCCGCAUGUUACAUUACUACCUUAUUCAACGGAAUGGCAUUUUACGCUUCGUUAUAUUAUCUUCCACAAUAUUUCCAAGUUGUGAAAGAAGUUUCAGCAAUUAGAUCAGGUGUAUUAACAUUACCAUUAAUGUUAGUUCAAACUUGUACAGCAUUCACAUCAGGUAUGAUUCAAUCGAAAACAGGUGAUUAUUGGUGGAAUUUAGUUAUUGGAUUUAGUAUUUGGACCAUAGGUUUAGGUUUAUUAUCUUCAAUCAAACCUGAUACAUCAGUCGGUUUAUUAUCUUUAUAUCAGAUUAUAACAGGUAUAGGAGCAGGUCAAACUUUUCAAACUUCUUUAGUAGCUAUUCAAUCUGGUGUGUCAAGGAAAGAUAUGGCUACUGCAACUGGACUAAGGAAUUUUCUCAGAAUGUUAGGUGGAACUAUAUCCUUAGCUGUUGGAAGUGCUAUAGUCAAUAAUCGAGUUAAAAGUAAUUUGAAAGGAAUACUAACGGAUCAAGCUUUCGAUACUAUCUUAUCUGAUCCUACUCAACUGAAGAACUCAGGUUUGACUUCAGAUCAAAUCAAUGCUGUUAUUCAAGCAUACACUAAAGGAAUCAAUGGUGUGUUCUAUUUCACAACUCCGGUUAUCGGAUUAUCAGUCAUAAUCACUUUACUUUUCGUCAAGAAUAUAAAAUUGAAGAAAAGUGAAGAUGAAGCCGUUAAAAAAGCUGAAGCGAAAGCCUGGAUCGAAAGUAAAAAAGCCAAAAAAGCAGCUAAAAGAGGUCAUCACGAUCACGAAGAUGAUCAUGCGAGAUCAUCAGAAGAUAACGAUGUCGAUGAUGACGAUGAUGAUGACCAGGAACAUUCCGAUCAUAAUGAAGAAAAAUCUUCUUCUCAAGGUAAAAAUAGAAGUAGAACAGAUAGUGAAGAUACUGUAACAGAGUCUACGGAUCAUACUACAACGAAAGAGAUCAAGGAUGAGUUCAAAGAUGCCAGUAAGGAAAUGACGGAAGCUUCUGCUGGACCUGAAACUACCAAGAUCACAUAA